Messenger RNA from Cariama cristata (Red-legged seriema), 158 nucleotides. It is a transcript of the gene IER3IP1, whose product is annotated as immediate early response 3 interacting protein 1. The annotation marks the transcript as partial. The transcript has 2 exons. NCBI's taxonomy places the organism in Eukaryota, Metazoa, Chordata, Aves, Cariamiformes, Cariamidae. The record is from RefSeq and is a predicted model, not a curated record. Gene Ontology annotation, cellular component: Golgi membrane; COPII-coated ER to Golgi transport vesicle; endoplasmic reticulum membrane. Gene Ontology annotation, biological process: endoplasmic reticulum to Golgi vesicle-mediated transport.
UUGGCUGGGGAAGCGAUCAAGGGAUUGGAGGAUUUGGAGAGGAGCCAGGAAUUAAAGCACAGCUAACGAACCUUAUUCGAUCUGUACGAACCGUUAUGAGAGUGCCGUUGAUAGCAGUGAACUCUGUUACGAUCGUUCUCCUCCUGUUGUUCGGUUGA